Messenger RNA from Salvelinus fontinalis (brook trout), 5107 nucleotides. Its product is annotated as prolactin receptor-like. Gene Ontology annotation, molecular function: protein binding; cytokine receptor activity. NCBI's taxonomy places the organism in Eukaryota, Metazoa, Chordata, Actinopteri, Salmoniformes, Salmonidae. Gene Ontology annotation, cellular component: external side of plasma membrane. The record is from RefSeq and is a predicted model, not a curated record. Gene Ontology annotation, biological process: cytokine-mediated signaling pathway. The transcript is spliced from 9 exons. Bases 574 to 2217 code for a protein of 547 amino acids.
ACCAAGUGUGUCAAUUUGCAAUCAGCAGCAGACACGUUUACUUGACUCCAGUUGCACAGAUUUGUAAUUAUGUGUAGACUAAUAACUUGGCCGCGGGUCACUCGUAAAAAUAAAGGGAGAAAGCCAUAACAAUGUGUCAAGGUAUUGGAAAGCACGAGGGGGCCGGGCAAUAAUCCGUGAGGCGCGCGCCAACCAACCGCCAACCCGUGCGCUGGCUGCAGAGAGAUAACGUGCAAAUGAAGCAAGGCAAGAUACGAACAUAGCGAACAAUCGUUGACCGCGUACAGACACCGAUGGUUUGAGGAAUUUGGCGUAUGCGUUACAUAUUUUGGCAUGUCACUGACUCGUUAUUAUUGGAAGAAUACAUAUCUUUAGGACUUCACCUUCAAGGCACAAUUACACGAGCGUGUGAAGCGGGUGACUAGCCAUGGUCUUCUGUCUAAUUACCCGAAGAUUUCCUCGAAGGUCUCUUUGAUAAUUCCGUGCGCCAUCACUGAGCAAAAUCCGCGUGAGAAGCAGACAGUUGCUCAGAGUUUGGGACCAGGGAGAUUCCGAAGGAGAGAGGGGACAUUCAUGUUAUUUCUAAGAUCGUUGGAGAACAGCUGUGUGAUGCUGUGGCUGCUGGUCCUUGUCCUGCCCGGGGUAGCAUGCAGUGCCCUGACCCAGAACCUUCUACAGCCAGACAAUGACCACAGAGACGGUGCUGUUGCCGUGACGACCCGGCCCCACAUCUACUACUGCCGCUCGCCCAACAUGGAGGUCUUCACCUGCUGGUGGCAUCCCCUUGACAACAACUCCGAGAGUGACGACAACAUCACCUACAGCCUCACCUACUCCUUAGAAAAGGGGCCGAGGCGUGAGUGUCCAGACUAUGUAACGGGCGGCCCCAACAGUUGUCACUUUGACAGCGGCCACACGUCCAUCUGGACCAUAUACUGCAUGAACGUGAUGGCCAGGACCUCCCACGGAGUGUUCAGCUCCAAGGACCACUGUCUGGACGUGGCUGAUAUAGUGGAGACAGAGGCUCCGGUUAACUUGACCUACUCCCUGUUGAAUGAGACGGAGGAGGAAGCGGGCCGCACCGCCAUGGUGUCCUGGGUUUACCCCAAUCCCUCCCACAUCCAGUACGGUUGGAUCACCCUGGUCUUCGAGCUGCAGUACCGAAGCAUCGCCGAGCCCAACAACUGGAAGGUGAAGGGCUUGCUGAGAGAGCCUUGGCUGGAGCUGCUGGAUCUGCCGGUAGGAGAAUACAUUGUCAGGGUGAGAUGCCGUUCCCGCAACAAUGGUCUCUGGAGCAAGUGGAGCACCCCUGUCCUACUCUGUGUCCCAGCCAAAUCUACCCCCGAUAAGCUGCUGGCUCUGCUUUUGGUGACCGGUGUUGGGGUCAUGUUGUUACUAGUCAUCGGCUUUGGAAUUAUCCUACAGGGCAAGAGGAUAAAAUCAUUCCUUCUGCCUCCAAUUCCCAAACCACGCAUCAGAGGCAUCAAUCCCCUGCUUCUGAAGAAAGGGGGCUUUGAUGAGAUCAACCGUCAUUUCAUCUCCUUCCAUGGCUAUAAGCCCCCAAGCUACAGCGAGGAGGAGGUCUGGGACCCUGUCAGCAUGGACAGCAACCAAUCUCUCCAGGCUCCCCCGGGGGUCCUAGCAGUCCGGAAGGAGGAUUAUGAUAUGGCCAUCCACAGCCAACUACUGGUCCAGACCACCUCCAGCCAUGCCCCUUAUACACCAGUCCCUGCCUCUUACACCCCAGUCCCCGCCCCUUACUGCCAGGCUCCAGUGGAAGCCUUCCAGACUGCGUGGGAAUGGCCAACAGCAAACCCCGACCAGCCGGAGCUUCUGGCCUUCCCGGGCACUGACUACAGCAUGAUGGUGGAUCCCACCCCCGUCCCGCCUCCGGACCAGCAGGCCCCGCCCCCAUCAUCCACCCAGGACUUCUACACGUGCGUGAACGUGCUGGGUGACAACGGACAAGUGCAUCUGGUGCCCUGCCUGCCCAACCACCUGAAACACAGCCCCUACGUACAGCUGGAGGAGGAGCUAGAGGAAGGAGGGCUGGAGAAGAGCAGCCAGUUAGAUGACUACCUGGCUAAGAAGAUGAAGGCAGUAGCCAACGGGAGUGCUCCGGGAGAGAUAGUGGUGGAGACAGAGAGUGUGGAGCAGAGUGAAAUGGCUGUGCCUUUACUGCCUGGAAACACUGGCACACAGGGCAACAGGGUGUGACCAGUUAGCACACACACACACACACACACACACACACACACACACACACACGCACACACACACGCACACACACACACACACACACACACACACACACACACACACACACACACACACACACACAGCAACAGGAAUUACUCCAGGCUAAAAUGAGGAUGUUAACUCAUGGAUGGACCUUUGAAUAUACCUACUUGAUAUACUAACAUAAUGAUGUGUUUUUGUGAGUGCACCGGCCUGGGACAUGAGUCCUCUGUGUCUAUCCCCCCCUCCACCUCCCCUGCCUGCCAAAUGACCGUGACACUGCUGGACAGACACUGCUGCCACCUCUGUUCACUGCUGAUAUGGCAGGGACAACGUUCUGACUACAUUCUCUCUGCGGGGAAUCAGAGAUGCAGCAUUUGACUGAGGUUUUCUUUCAGAGUAGAGCCGAGGUCGGGAUACAAGAUGGAUUCCUUUUGACGCAGAAAAUCUGACAAGAUUAAAAAAACAUAAACUUGCAAAGUGUCUUGAACAAUAACAAUAGAUUCUCCGUAGAACUACAACUCUUGUUUUGUGGACUGAGUCACUGAAAGGUUACUAUACUCACCUGUUCUUCAGUCCAAUCUUGUUAGAAAAUAAUGCCUGCGAACUCUCUUGUUGUUGGAUGUAGAAUUAAUGACCAACCACUCUGUGAAAGACGCUUCGAUUUGUUAACAGUCAGGUUUUAGUGCUCUGUGAACUCAUUUAAUUGGAUUGAGGUGAAAAGUUUGACGAAUGCAAGAAUACCAGUUGUACCUCACUGAGACCAGUCAUAGCCGUUGUGAGGCCCUGGCAGACGUUAGCAUGCAUUUAGAGAACAGUGGAGCACACCAAAGAUCUGAACACCCAGACCAAGAGAGCAGUACACUUCUUCAAAUAUAAAUGCAUUUUUAGAGAGAAAUUAUUGUAAUUAUUAGAAUGAAUGAAUUACAGAGGAAAUACUUUAAUAUAUCAAGUGCACUAUUGACCAGAAAUAUAACGAGGCAAUGUUAUAAUAACAAUAAUGAUAACAGUAAAGUACACUUAUAAAGUGAACUGUCUGGGUUCAAUCCAUGAACUAAAUCACAGAUUUAAAUGUAUGCUUCAUACUCAGGAACUCAACCAAGCAUACAGUAGGAAGUCAACCCAGUAAAGGUGCAAUCUACUCUCAGUCCCGUGUGAUGGAACAAAAAUGCAGAAACUCGGGAUACACUAAAACAAAAAAAUAUAUAUUUUUUCUUGAAUUUUGGGUCAGAAAUGAAACUACAGAUUGCACUGUAUUCAAAACAAGUGAUGAUCAUUUUUCGUAACAUCUAUAAUUGUCAGUCUGUAGAACAGCCCUCACUAUGCACUGCUACAUGUGCUCUGACAAUUAACUACAUGCUGGAUUUGAAAGCACUUACUUUACCAGAACAUAACACAUGCAGCUCUCUCAGGGGUGAAACGAGAGUAGGCUAAAGAAAAGAGCACUGUGAUCAUUUUAUUGAUUUUUACAAAGAGAAUGAGGCGACCAGACGAGUAGGGAGAAAACACAUCUUCUAAAGGUGACCGAUAUUACAACAAGGACAGACAAUGGUUAAAGCGUCUAAUGACGUGUAUAGGAACAAGACAUUUUCAGCACACCCACAUACUUGAGUAGAUGUGUUUGUGAUUUCUUCAUAAAAUCUUCUUUGACAAGCUUUCCUGGUGAAUAGGAGGGCAUGUAUGCUAUUUAGAAAAUGGAGGCUUUUUUAAUGACAAAAGUAAGACGCUCCCAGUUGCUAGGAAGAUGACCUUGAGGUGUGUGGAUGGCAGUCUAAUAUCGACAGAGGAUUUUUACACUAAAUAUAUGCAUUGUUUUUUGAAAGAAACUUGGAGAAACACAUCAUAUGCAUCACCUGUGAAAUAAACCAGUCUCAUGGCAUUUGAAAUGUCGGGGUACAGUUUAAUUACAUCAGAAGCAGUUCAUUAGCCAUUUAACAAAAAAGUUUCUUGGUAAACAGCCAUCACACUGGAUAACGAUAACACACACAGUACGAUAUGAUGCAACGAGUAGCUUAAAUACUUUGUACUAAAACACUGUGUUCCUAUUACACUGGCCCUGUUACACUGGCCCUACGGAUGGACCUGGGUUAGUCUGUUACACUGGCCCUACGGAUGGACCUGGGUUAGUCUGUUACACUGGCCCUGUGGAUGGACCUUGGUUAGUCUGUUACACUGGCCCUGUGGAUGGACCUGGGUUAGUCUGUUACACUGGCCCUACGGAUGGACCUUGGUUAGUCUGUUACACUGGCCCUAUGGAUGGACCUUGGUUAGUCUGUUACACUGGCCCUGUGGAUGGACCGUGGUUAGUCUGUUACACUGGCCCUGUGGAUGGACCUUGGUUAGUCUGUUACACUGGCCCUGUGGAUGGACCUUUGUCAGUCUGUUUUACGUGUUGGUACAUGUUUAAGGUUUAAAUGACUGAUGUUUUUAAUGUCUCUCGGUUGUUCUCGCUCCCCCCCUCCUCUCUCUAUGACGUCAGGUGGUUUCUCCACCAUCAGUAGUCCUGUGCAGUGCUUUUCUCUGUGUUGUCAUACUCUUGUUCACUGUUGUACUCUGCUGUGCCGCUUCAACUUUGUGCCUUGACUUGACUGUGUGGAACUCUCCUGUCCUUAGAAGGGCUCACACUGGUAGACUGAAAUUAUAUAUUUUUCUAAUGAGAUAGACACACACACACACACGAUAACACAGACAACAGCGGUAUUUGUGAAGGCCAUAUAGGACACGUAGAAGCAGUCAGGUCAAAUUGUUUCUGUUCUGUACACUGGAUACAGUGGGGUGGGUGAGUUAUGUUGUUUGUUUUGGAAGCUAUGUCCCCUGCUGCAAGAUCUUUCCCAUGCAUUGAAUAAAGCCUACUGCUGACCUGUCUCCA